Molecule: messenger RNA, 1010 nt
Organism: Impatiens glandulifera
Lineage: Eukaryota; Viridiplantae; Streptophyta; Magnoliopsida; Ericales; Balsaminaceae
Product: probable carboxylesterase 2
Exons: 1
Coding region: 18-968 (316 amino acids)
Molecular function (GO): hydrolase activity
Source: RefSeq, a predicted model, not a curated record
AUCUUCCAAAUCUAAAAAUGUCUUCAAAUUUAAGCAGCAACAAGGAAGUAGUUCAUGAAAUUUUGGACUUGUUUCGAAUUUACAAAGACGGAACUAUUGAGAGAUUGAAGGGCUACGAAAUCGUCCCACCAUCCAUCGAUCCCCACACCGGCGUCCAAUCCAAGGACGUUAUCAUCUCGCCGGAAACUGGUUUGUCCGCUCGCCUUUACUUACCAAAACCAGCCACCAACCCAUCUCAAUCCCAUGAUAAAUUGCCUCUCCUCUUCUAUUUUCACGGCGGUGGCUUUUGCAUCGAAUCCGCCUUCUCUCCACUUUACCAUAACUAUCUCAAUUCCCUGGUAUCCGCCGCCAAUAUCGUCGCCGUCUCUGUUAACUACAGAAGAUCCCCUGAACACCCUUUGCCGAUCCCCUUUGAUGACAGCUGGGCGGCAGUUAAUUGGGCCGUCGGCGGCGGAGACCAUUGGGUAAAUGACUUUGCGGAUCUCAACCGCGUUUUCUUCGCCGGUGACAGCGCCGGCGGAAACAUAGCCUACAAUUUGGGGAUGCGAGUUGGGUUGGAGGGGUUAUCCGGAUCUAAGCUGGAGGGCGUAAUUCUAGUCCAACCAUGGUUCGGAGGAGAAGAACUGAUCGGAUCGGAAGCGGAGAACCCGGAUUUCGUAUUAAUGACGAGGACGGUGUGGCGAAUCGUGUGGCCAUCAGUGACCGGGUUUGAUGACCCGAUAAUAAACCCGAAUAAGGAUCCGAAGAUAGCGGAUAUGGGAUGCGAAAGGAUGUUAGUUUGCGUGGCGGAGAAAGACCCAGUAAGGGAUAGAGGGUGUCACUACUACGAGGGGCUGAGGAGGAGCGGUUGGAAAGGAACGGCGGACAUUGUGGAGUCCGCCGGAGAGGAUCAUGUCUUCCAUUUGUUUAAUCCAACCUCCGCUAAUGCCAUUGCCCUGCUCAACAUCUUUGUUUCUUUCUUCAACUAGUUAAGUAAGAAUAUGACAUAUGGAUAAUGGAUCGAUCGAUGA